GGCGCCCGAGACGGUGACCUUUAUACGGGGUGGGAAAGAAUGCUGAGUCGACUGCAAGAGCUGAAGAAGGAAGAGGAAACCCUUCUGAAAAUCAAAGCAGCUCUCCAUGACCAGCUCAAUAGGUUAAAGGUUGAGGAGCUGGCUCUUCAAUCAAUGAUAAGUACCAGAGACGAGCAAGAUCUGUCUCAACCUCCUGAAGCCCCUGAAGAGAAUGAGGUAAAAGUAGACGAUGAGACAGCCAUUAAUCAGACAGAACUGCAGCUUGGCUACUCCCAAGAGCAGGAAGAGAUGGAGGAAGAGGACGAGGAGGAAGAAUCUGACAACUAGGCGGAUAUGGAUAUGAUCCAGGGAAGAGACUGUUUUAUUAAUCAAAUCCUAAGCUAAAGGAUCAGUACCCAGGAGUCCUGAUCAUGCAUUAGAUCUUACUAUUCCUUUAUAAUACAGCCUUAUGCUGGCUGCAUACUAGUAUCUGCUCUUCUUCAUUUACUCACAUGCUCCUCAGUGUGCAGAGAUUUCAGCAUCUUCGCAGUGGGAGGGGCUUAUUGGACCAUGAUGCAGCAGUGCUGUAAGGCAAUUGGAUCCCUCUGAAAAGAAUAAUUUACAUUAUUCAGUAUGGACAGGGUCCAUCGUAGAUGUGAAAAGACACAGAGUAUUCCCCUGGCAGUGGGCAAGUAGAUUAGCAGCACCUAGGUCUGUUCUUUAUCAGUGUAAACCCUCUCUCAGGAUGUACAGUAUCUUGCAAAAGUCUUCAGACCCCUGACCUGUCCAAGCACUGGUACUCGAAACCCAAUGAGGUUAAUAGAAUCUUGAUUUGUCUCUGAUAGACAUCUAGAAAUAAAGCUGAAUUUAGUUUGCAGUAGUAUUCAUAGUAAGCAGCCCCAAUAAUAUAUCAUAGAGCCAGAGUCAGACUGGUCUACUAGAGGAUCUCCCAGCCUUAGUGGCCUCAGCCAAGUACAAUACCCAAUAAAGGGGUUGUUCACCUUUAAAUUAACUUUUAGUAUAAUGCAGAGAGUGAUAUUCUGAGACCAUGUGCAGUUGGUUUUCAUCAGCGCUGUGCAAUAUGUUGGCGCUCUAAAAAUACAUGAUAAUAAUCAUUUUUUUAUUAACUGUUGUUUUUGCAAUGCGAAAAGUUAUGCCUUUGCGCGAACAAAUUUUGCUUUGUGCGAAUUUAAUAUAACUUUUGCGAGCCCGGAAACUGUUUAGCGACCACUUCCGACAGUGAAAGACCGUUUGCAAAUUUUAUAGUUUGCGCCAAUGCGCAGUCAAUGUAAUAAAACUUCUUACUGAAAAAGUCGUUAUGUUUGCUCCAAAAGAUUACGACACCUUCAAGCACUUCUUAUGAGUGCGCAAUUAAAAUUCGCAAUGCAAUAACAGUUUAAGGAACAAUAUUACAUGCGAGAUGUGGAUUUUUAGUCUUAUUGGUGCGAAUUGUUUUGCUCUUUGCGACUUUUAUUACAUUCCCCUGUUAAUAUUCAGCUGUAGGUUGUUCAGGUGAUGCUUGUGCAUCUCAGUGUUCAAAUAAUGUCAGUCACUCCAGUGUUACUCUGGCCGUGUGUUUGGGAUCCGUGUCCUGCUUUCUCUCAAUCUGGCACAGGUUAUUUUUGCAGUAUUCCCAGGGGCAGUUUCGGGACUGUGUGCAGCACCAAGUCAGCUUCUCUGAUGUCUUUUCCCCAGGCCACAUCACUACUUAGUGACUAGAUUUUAAGUUAAAGGAGAACUAAACCCUAAAAAUGAAUGUGGUUAAAAGUUAAAUACUGAACCUAUUGCACCAGCCUUAUUUCAGCUUGUUAAUAGCAGCAAUGAUCCAGGACUUCAAACUUGUCACAGGGGGUCACCAUCUUGGAAAGUGUCUGUGACACUCACAUGCUCAGUGGGCUCUGAGCAGCUGUUGAGAAGCUAAGCUUAGGGGUCGUUGCAAAUUAUCCAGCAGAAAAUGAGGUUGGCCUGUAAUAUAAACUGAUGCUACAGGGCUGAUGAUUAACUACUGAUGCUAAUUGCACUGAUUUUUGUGCUGCCAUGUAGUAAUCAUCUGUAUUAAUUACUAAUCAGCCUGAUAUUGUGAUAUUUCUAUUCUAUGUGUACUGUAUAUUGUGAGUGGGUCCCUAAGCUCAGUAAGUGACAGCAGCACAGAGCAUGUGCAGUGAAUCAGCAGAAAAGAAGAUGGGGAGCUACUGGGGCAUCUUUGGAGACAGAUCUUUACUGCUAAAGGGCUGUGGUUGCCUUGGACUGGUACAGAAACCCAAUGAUUUAACAAACCAGCCUGCAGUAAAUCUGCAUGAAAGAAAGGGCCAAUAUAGAUUCAUGCAUUGAGUCGGAUACCUGCACACCAAUUGGGUUUCAGGCAGAAAGUCCCUUAUUCCAUGUGGGUGAUCCAGGGGUAGCCUUCCUGGGCUCUCCUCAUUAUGUAGGGACUGAAAUCUUAUGCAGACAGCAUGUUUGAGUUUCAGUGCAUUGAAAUUUAAAAAAAAAAAA
Molecule: messenger RNA, 2472 nt
Organism: Xenopus laevis (African clawed frog)
Lineage: Eukaryota; Metazoa; Chordata; Amphibia; Anura; Pipidae
Gene: snapc5.L
Product: small nuclear RNA activating complex polypeptide 5 L homeolog
Biological process (GO): transcription by RNA polymerase II; transcription initiation at RNA polymerase III promoter
Cellular component (GO): nucleus
Source: RefSeq, marked provisional